AUGGCGGCCCAACACUCACCAUGGCGCCCCCGAGUCACCCUGCGCUUGGUGCUGCCCAUCGUGGCCCUGCUGGCCAUCUCCCUGGUCGUGAAGCCCUGUGAUGCAGCCCUCCGCACUUCUGCUCUGCUGCCGGCGGCAGCUGCGGCGCCGGCGCCGGCCGCCGCACGCCCCGCCGCACCCGCGGCGGCCGCGGCGGCGGCUGUGUCCGGCUACUCGGUGCUCGGCGGCGCGCAGCAUGUGAACCUGCUGCACCUGGUGCCGCAGCUGCUGGGGCUACGGGAGCAGAAGCCGCUUGCGGGCGCGGACGCUUUCGGCAGCAGUGAUGGGCUGGGUCUGCUUGGCGGCGGCGACGCCAGCGGCGGCGGUGGCGGCGGCAAGCAGACGCCCCACAAGAACCUCUUCCCCCUGGACUGGACUGACAUUGCUAUGCUGGCACUCACGCUGAUCACGCUCAUCCUUGCCGCCGGCGGCGGCAUCGGUGGAGGCGCCAUCUACAUGCCGCUGUUCUGCGCCCUGGGCGGCUUCAACUCCAGCCAGGCCGUCGCACUCUCGAACGUGACCAUCGUGGGCGGCGCCAUGGCCAACUUCAUCAUCAACGUGCAGCGGAGGCACCCCCUGGUGUCCACCGCGCCCCUCAUCGACUGGGCGCUGAUUCUGAUCAUGGAGCCGACCACGAUCCUGGGCGCCGUGAUUGGGACAUACGCCAACAAGGUGCUGCCUAGCGUGGCGACAGUGAGCCUCAUGACGAUCCUGCUGUCCCUGCUCACCAUCAACCUCUGGCGCCGCGCCAUCAGCAUGCACACCGCCGAGACCCGCGCGGAGCCGCUGCUCGGGCCGUCGGGCCGGGCGGACGGCUCCGACGCGCCCGCGCCCGCCGCCGGCCGCGCGAACGGCGCCGGCGACUCAGCGCCCGGCAGCCUGCACCUGCCGAGCGCCCUGGCCGAGGCGGCGUCGGCCGACGACGCCAACGGCGCCGGGUCGAGGAGCGCUGAUGUGGACAUCACUAUCUCCGCGGAGCCCAACGGCGCAAACAGCGCGGCCGCAGACAUCAAGGCGGCCGCGGCCGCCGCAGGCGUCACUAGCAGCGUCACCGAGGGCGGUAAGGUGACGCUUGACGAGGUCAACUAUGACGACGCCGACGAGGACGCGCCGACGCUGGUCAUCGCGCGCCCCGAGCGCAGCGGCGCCGCCGGCGGCCCGCGCGUCGUGCUGCCGGCCGUGCCGUUGAUCGUGCUGCUGCUGCUGAGCGUGGCUGUUGCGGCCAGCGACGAGGCCAAGGCGUACGUGCAGUGCGGCACUUGGCGCUACUGGCUGAUCGUCCUGGCCGUCAUCCCCCCCUCCAUCGCCGUCAUGCUGCUCACGCGCCGCCACCUGCUGCGCCGCGCCGCCCAAGUGGCGUCCGGCGGCAGCCGCGUGCUGUCGCGGCAGUUCCAGUCGUUCACGGGCGGCGUGGGCGGCGUCAACAUCAAGUACAACCCCAAGAACACCCUGACGUACCCCGCCGUCUGCACCCUGGCCGGCGUGAUCGCCGGCAUGUUUGGCCUGGGUGGCGGCGUGAUCAAGGCGCCCCUGAUGCUCGAGCUCGGGGUGCUGCCGGAGGUCGCCACCGCCACAUCCACCACCAUGAUCCUCUUCACAGCCUCAUCGGCCUGCAUCGUCUACAGCAGCUUUGGCCUCAUUCUGUACGACUACGCCGCCGCCCUGCUUCUCCUGGGGAUGAUCGGGUCCGCGAUUGGCCAGGUGGGCGUCAACCGCCUGGUGCGCUACCUGGGGCGCAGGAGCCUCAUCAUUUUUACGAUGGCCUCUCUGGCGUACGGCAACUGGGAAGCUGUGCUACUGAAGGGCCUCAGCUCUCUGCACUGGGGCAACAUCUGCGCCGCUGGCGGGGAUGUCUGA
Monoraphidium neglectum is the source of this 1896-nucleotide messenger RNA. RefSeq lists its product as hypothetical. Gene Ontology annotation, cellular component: Cul4A-RING E3 ubiquitin ligase complex; membrane. Gene Ontology annotation, biological process: protein ubiquitination. The coding region runs from base 1 to 1896 and encodes 631 amino acids. The record is from RefSeq and is a predicted model, not a curated record. The transcript has 11 exons. Lineage: Eukaryota; Viridiplantae; Chlorophyta; Chlorophyceae; Sphaeropleales; Selenastraceae.